Molecule: messenger RNA, 802 nt
Organism: Rhincodon typus (whale shark)
Lineage: Eukaryota; Metazoa; Chordata; Chondrichthyes; Orectolobiformes; Rhincodontidae
Gene: psmb3
Product: proteasome 20S subunit beta 3
Exons: 4
Coding region: 145-600 (151 amino acids)
Cellular component (GO): proteasome core complex
Source: RefSeq, a predicted model, not a curated record
CAUAAGAUCUGGUUUGCUCCAUUUCCAACACUAUAGGCUUCUGCAUUUCAGAAUAAUCUGCCAGAUGUCACAAAAGUUAGUGAAUGCCUCAGUGCAAGAUAAAUAUUGUCUCCCUUUAUGGGUUGAAGUAGUGCACUACUGCUAAUGCAUAUUUCCAUUUUAUUUUAUAGAUCACAGCGACUCAAAUUCAGGUUGAACCUGUAUGAAUUAAAAGAAGGCAGACAGAUCAAACCAAAAACGUUUAUGAGCAUGGUCUCAAACCUCCUCUAUGAGCGACGAUUUGGUCCAUACUAUGUUGAACCAGUGAUUGCAGGUCUUGAUCCAAAAACCUACCAACCAUUUAUUUGUUCGCUUGACUUAAUUGGCUGCCCAAUGGAGACCGAAGACUUUGUGGUCAGUGGAACAUGCUCGGAACAAAUGUAUGGGAUGUGUGAAUCCCUUUGGGAACCAGACAUGGAACCAGAAGAUCUGUUUGAAACCAUUUCUCAGGCUAUGCUGAAUGCUGUGGACAGAGAUGCUGUAUCUGGUAUGGGUGUCAUCGUGCACAUCAUUGAAAAAGACAAGAUUACCACCAGAACAUUAAAAGCUCGUAUGGAUUAAAAGCAAAACUUCUGUAACCAACUUUGCAAUACAAUGUUUUUGUUUAAUUGUAGUUUCUCUUCUGACACACCUGAAAUAGCAGGAGAUUGUCAGUCAAUCUAAGAAUUUUAAUGGAAUAACUUUUCAUAUUCUGUUCGGCAGUCAUUGAGUAUUCUGUUUAUAUGAUGUGUGUAAUUCAAAAAUAAACUAGUUAUAUAACACA